AUGCUCGAUGAGCCCAGAGCAUGUGAUUUGAAACAGUGGGUUUUGAAAUGGGAAUAUCGAGACGCACUUCAUGAUAAGGAUCAGUUCGCUGGUUUUUGCAAUAAUUUCCAUCAAGUUUUCGACUCACUAAGCGAUGAGAUGGUCAACGACAAAGUUAGACUAGUAUUGACAGACACGCUCGGAAUCUGGAUCGUAAGGGCUAAACAAGUGGUAGAGGUGGCGAAAACUAACGGGGAUAUCGAUUCUUACGGAUUGUGGUUAGCUAAAUUACAGGAUUCGUUAUUAACUGAAGAUAAUUGUACUUUCAUUUUCCAGUAUUUGAUUGAUUUCUGGAGUGACGGAGGUCCAGCUUUGACAAACUCGUUAGAGACCGUCUUGAAAAGAUUGCUACAAAUUUUGAAGCUGGUUUACCGCGAAAAUUUGGCCCAAUUAUUGCAUAAAUGGGUUUCUCAAAUCUUGUCGCUGUCGCACACUUUAAAGCCUUUGUACUGUGUGCUUGAGAUGUUGGCUCCAGAGAUCGGUGCGCCGAUGGUGUUUGAGAAAGAUCCCAAAUUCGUGGAAAAAUCGUUGGAAUCUAUGCACACGGAACAAUUGAUCAGUCCUGUCAGUAAAUGUUUGGUUUCUUUACUCGUAAACUGUUAUCCUGCACCCGACAAAAAUGGGGACCUGGACCAAUGGUUUGAGCUUUGGGAGGGUCCUAUUAUGCAAAAUUUUCACUCCGACGUGAUGCGGGAAAGAAUUCAAAUUUUUAUACUGACCCCGCUUUUCAAAUUCACUCCUGCGACUGUAUUUGAGCGGUUUGUUCGCCGUAAUUUUGACGAAACGAGUCCGUUUCUGGUACCCAUAUUGAAAGUGGGUCAAGAACUAUCACUCGAAGAAGAACCCUUUGGAAACGAUAAAUUGAUUUCCAAGAAGUUUCUUGAGUGCCUUUUGCAGGAUGACACUUUCAAACUUUCUGCAUUUGAAUUGCUCACUUACUCGCCUAAACGGUCCCAAAAAAUAAAGACCUAUGUUUUUGACAUUGUAAGGAGGAACUUGCAAGUGUUCUUCCUGGAUGUUCAUUUGAAGAUGAGAAACGAUUUCCACAGCGCUUUCAAAAAGUUUAUUGACCGGGUACGAGACUCUACUUAUUCGUUAAAUCGGGACGCCGAAAAAUUGAGAAUCAAAUCCAGGUUCCCUGAUGAAGAGGCAGAGAAAAGACAGUCUAUCAAAGACGCUCAUCAGUUUUUGAUAUGGCUUCUCAAAUUUUUAAUGAAACAACUCGCGCCGGGUUCUCAGUAUCCAAGAAAGUCGCUCGCUUGUAAAGUUUUAAAAACAUUGCUUGCAUCAGGAUUAGACAAAUCGAUUGAUGAAAAACAUAUCACCAACAAGCAAACAAUGACUUACCCAUUUUCUAUUCGGAUCUCUCACGACGAAGUGCUUUGCAGGGUCUUGUGCGAUCGGCUGUCCGAUAAUUAUAGUGAUGUGAGGCAGAGCUGUUUCGAUUUAUUAGUGAUUGCUUCGAGCCGGAAAGACGGUCAACGGGGAACAAUUUCUGGUCUGUCAAAGGACGAACUUUCCCACAGAGCUUAUGAAAUGCUCAAAAUUUACAGAGAUUGCGAUGCAGGUGCCAAGAUUUUGGAGCUUUUGUUUUGCAUCAGCUCUGAACACUCUGUUGUUGUUAUCAAACUUAUGUCCGUACUAUCUGAAAAGAUAAGGCGCGCUCAAGAGGAUUUCUUUGAAGAAAUUCGGACGCCUGUGAGUGGUCUUUUCGCAGCUAUUGCAUUGCUGCUGAAGGAUUUCGAAUUUAAACAGUCGUCUCAGUUUUCUCAGGAAAUCAUCAACAAAUCGAUAGAACUGGUGAGCGAUAACUGGAAUACUGUUAAGAAGGUUCUAUGCGAGGACGUGUUUGAAGUGCAGGCCGAUCAGAACGCUUCAGAGUUGGGCAAAUUAUAUGAAGACACUGUGAUAAAUUAUGCAUUUCGGUCUGUGAAAGAGUCCGCUACGUUAAUAGGGGCUCUCGUCACGUCGGCUCCUCUAAAUCGUGAUCAAAUAUCCAAGUGUGGGAGCAUUCUAUUUUCACAGUUGUUGGCUAUCAGACACAGCGGAGCCUUUCAAUCGAUUAUCCCUUCGUUUGGAGUAUGCUGUGAGUGCUGUGCUAAGGUACUUCCUGAGCAACUCGACUUAUGGUUAAAAGAAUCUCUCGAAAUCAUGGGUUCCAGAAAUAAGCUGAUUACGAGGAGAUCUGGUGGUAUUCCUUACGUAUUGAGUAACAUAGUGGCCAGUGCUGUUAACGAGGGGAAUACUAAAAUAUUUACUAUUGCUUUCGAAAGAUUGGUAGCGAUUGCAGAGAGGCCAGUUGUCGAACACGAAGAAGAGGUUGAUCUACCUCAAGUCAAUGCAUUCAAUUGCAUCAAGGUUUUUUUCAUAGACCCUGCGCUCUCUCAGCAAUGUCUUGAAUAUAUUAAUCUUUGUUUUGAACUCUGCACACGCCAUUUCACGUCACAUUUGUGGUCGUUGCGAAACUGCUCUGUGAUGCUAUUCACAGCCCUACAAAACCGCUUGUUUGGGAAAGUGGGUAAAAGCGUUAGCGCGCGCCUUUUCUUUGCUCGCCACAAGGGCGUUCGGGAAACUUUGUUAAAGUUGCUAGAAAGCUCUGUAGAUGCAGCUUUGGAGGUAUUGAAUGAGUCGCAGGCCACCAACCAGAAAUCCAGAUGGCAAAUCGAAUCCAUUUUUCUGGUUUUGACUGUACUUUCGAGAAUGAAGUCAACCCCCGGAUAUGAAGGUUUGCAACCAUUCAGGGUUCAAAUUAAUCGCUGCUUGAGUUCAAAAACUUGGAAGUUGAGAGAGCUAGCAUCCAAAACACUACCAUUACUGACAAAUGAUUACUUUUGUGAGGCAAAAGAGCUAUGGUCGAACGAAAGCCUGGCUCUUACAAAUCAAAACAAACUACAUGGAAAUUUGAUGGCUAUAAAAGAGCUUUUAUCUUUGGUGUCAGAUGAAGAGACCCUCCAACGAGUUUUCUCCCAUCUAUCAUCACAAUUAAUACGGAGGGUUGACCUUCUUGUGAUAAAAAAUCCAAGUUUCACAACUGCGAAUGCUUUUGUUGAGGUCCUUGAUAUUGUGCUGAAAAGCUUUGACGGGGUGGACUCUGACGAACUUUCCCAGGUUAUCCAUAUGUUAGGAACUCAUUUUUUGAACCUGAAUAGUGAGUAUCAUGUCGACGGUACGAGACAGAUUUUAUUGACGUCGAUGUUUGGGAUUCUUCUGCACUACGAAGAUGACAAACAUAAGGAAAUUUUACAACUCUUGGGUCUUUCUUCAGAUUAUUUUGAAGUUCAAAUUGCGGCGGCGAAGUUUAUGUCGACAGGUUCCUUUAUGAAUUUUACCGCGUCACAUGUGGUUGAAGACACUAUUAUCGAACUAAUCAAUGACGACAAAACGUGGUCAUACGUUAAGUCCUAUUUCGUAAAAGCUUUGGGUGAUCGUACACAGAAGAUCAGCUCCGAGACUUGGUUUAAACUGAUUGACUCUGGUUGUGGUGAUAAGCUAGUUGCAGCCUGCCUUGAGAAUUUGGGACCUGUCACCACUCCGGAUGACAACUGCUACUGGGACUUGAUCGGUCAAUUUGCCCGAGACGAUUCGCCCUUGGAUUUAAGACUAGCGGCGUUAAGAUCUUUGAUAUUGUUUACCGAGAAAAACGGAAGUCCUGAAGCCUUGUUCCACAUCUACCGCUACUUGUCAGAUGAUGAAGAAGAGUUGAGGAUAAUAGCUGCGCAGUUCCUAAAUGAAAACUUCUUAGAUUUGCGAGGCGGUCCAGCGACUAUCGUUCCGUCCAAGGCAGCAGAUCUUUUUCUUGAUGUAUUUUUGUUAACUUUCCCGUCGUCUACGGUGCAGAAUUUGGCAAGCGCAUUUAUCAAAGAUCUUUUCGGGGAGUUCUCGCUAAGGUUCAAUUCUAACGAGCAAGGCGUUUUGUUCGAAUUAGAAAGCGAUAACCAAUUCAGAAAUCUCACUGAUGAAGGCCUGAGACUCGUGAGACUAAUAAAAUCUACCGCAGGGUCCGAAAUAAUUUCGAGAAAAUACAUUGACAUGGUUGCACAACAACUGAAAGAUGAUAGAGCGCAGGACGGCUUCUUAGGCUGGGGAUCUGAUCCUACGAAUUUCGCAAAGCUCUGUAUUGCAAGAUAUUUUGCUGAAGGUAUUGACUGCUCCUUGGAUGGUUUAAUGCGGUCACGAAAUUGCCAUCCACUCAUUCAGGAAUUUUUACCUGAAAAUAUUUAA
Messenger RNA from Lachancea mirantina, 4260 nucleotides. NCBI's taxonomy places the organism in Eukaryota, Fungi, Ascomycota, Saccharomycetes, Saccharomycetales, Saccharomycetaceae. The record is from the annotation of a GenBank genome assembly.